UAAAUAGGGUCCUUAUACGACCAGAGACCACAUUAUCUUGCCUGAAAAAACUGCCUAAUUUCUCUCAUUUAUAAAAACUAUACGUAUAUAUAUCUAUAUACAUACACUAUCAUAAAAAAAGAUUGGUUUUUUCGUUCAAAAAUGGCAACUAUAUUAUCAUCAUCAGUUAUCAUCAGAGGUUGUCAUCACAGUUGGGUUGAUCUGAAGUUUUUCUUCGUCGUACUGUUCUUUCUGUUUGGUUCAAUUUCUCCUUCUUCUUCUAAUUAUAUGAACCCUUUGAUCGGAAAAUCAAGAGAAGAACACCGUAACUACACGGCCAUAUCGGAUUUUCGAGUAGUGAAUCGGCGAAUUCUCAGCGAUUGUAUCGAUCUAAACCCUUACCAGAGGAUUAGUGUAGGGAAUGCCAAGCUUGGCGAUGAUCAACUCGUCACCGUCACCGUCUCCGGCGUCUUGUUCCCCUCCGAGCUUGAUUGGGUCGCCAUGAUAUCUCCUUCCCAUGCCGAUGUGAACGCUUGUCCUUUCAUUGGAAUUAAUUAUGCAGAGACGGGUGAUCUUAGCCACCUUCCUCUUCUCUGUCAUUACCCUGUUAAGUCGAUUUUUCUAAGCAAAGAUCCGGACUACCUGGGCUGCAAAAAGAAAGAGUGCAAAAAACAUGGAAAGGGAGGGAAAUGCGAGGUUACCACAUGCAGCGCCACCAUCUCUUUUCAUGUCAUCAACAUACGAACCGACAUUUCCUUCGUCUUCUUCAGCGGUGGCUUUGAUACGCCCUGCACCCUUGCCAGGACCAGCCCUGUCAGCUUUCUCAACCCCAACAACCCAUUGUACGGACACCUUUCCAGCAUUGAUUCAUCGGCUACAUCCAUGAGAGUGACCUGGGUUAGUGGGGAUAGUAAACCUCAGCAAGUACAGUAUGCAGCUGGGAAAACACAAACUUCACAAGUUACCACUUUUACUCAGGAUGAUAUGUGCAAAUCGGAUAUUCUUGUAAGCCCAGCUAAGGAUUUUGGUUGGCAUGACCCUGGGUUCAUUCAUUCAGCUGUAAUGACUGGUCUUCAGCCUUUAACCACCUACACCUAUAGAUAUGGAAGUGAUUUAGUUGGUUGGAGUGAACAAAUUCAGUUCAAGACUCCACCAGCAGGAGGAUCAGAUGAAGUCAAAUUUCUUGCAUUUGGUGAUAUGGGAAAAGCUCCUAAAGAUGCCUCUGUUGAGCAUUAUAUCCAGCCAGGAUCAAUUUCAGUGACAGAUGCAAUGGCUGAGGAAGUUAAGUCUGGAAAUGUGGACUCAAUCUUCCACAUUGGAGACAUAAGCUAUGCCACUGGCUUUCUUGUUGAAUGGGAUUUCUUCCUCCAUCAAAUCUUCCCUGUGGCUUCUCGGGUUUCAUACAUGACUGCUAUUGGAAACCAUGAGAGGGAUUAUUUAGACUCAGGAUCAGUGUAUGUUACUCCAGAUUCAGGAGGAGAAUGUGGGGUUCCUUACGAGACCUAUUUUCCAAUGCCAACCCCAGCCAAGGAUAAGCCUUGGUAUUCCAUUGAACAGGGCAGUGUUCACUUCACUGUGAUGUCAACUGAGCAUAGUUGGAAAAGACAUUCUGAACAGUACCUAUGGAUGAAAAAGGACCUGGCUUCUAUCAAUCGAGCUAAAACUCCUUGGCUAAUAUUCACCGGGCACAGACCCAUGUAUACUUCCUCAACUGGACUCUUUAGUGUUGAUGCAGAUUUUGCUAAAGAUGUUGAACCGUUACUGGUGUCCAGCAAAGUUGACUUGGUUCUGUUUGGACAUGUCCACAACUAUGAGAGGACCUGUUCUGUUUACAGAAAUUCGUGUUUGGCAAUGCCUAAAAAAGAUCAAAGUGGUAUUGACACAUACGAUCAUAGCAACUAUAGUGCACCAGUGCAUGCAGUUAUUGGCAUGGCUGGCUUCUCUCUUGACAAGUUCCCUAGUGAGGUGAAGAGCUGGAGUUUAAGAAGGGCUUCAGAGUUUGGUUACCUUAGAGCGCAUGCAACUAAGGAAGAUAUAAAAUUAGAGUUUGUAAACACAGUUAGUAGGAAAAUUGAGGAUAGCUUUCGCAUUAUCAAGAAACAAGAUCAGUUGAAUAGUAGAAAAGUAGAGAUUGGUUCGUAGGUAAUAUUGAUUUUUGUACACGUAAGAGAAGAAAUAGAGACAUAUAUGGAGGACAAAGACAUAAGGAGCCUAAGAGGGUCUUCUCUCUCUCUCACUCUCAUGAAUAUACAUAGCAGCUUCGAUCAAAUAUCUUUACAGAAUGUAACUAAUCUUAUAUUAUGUAUAGACAUUUUUGGAACUGCCAUUUUGCACAAGUCAACAUUGUGGUUUUUCUUCUCUUUUAUGUAUUAGAUUGCAUUUGCCUUCUCA
Humulus lupulus (European hop) is the source of this 2370-nucleotide messenger RNA. RefSeq names its product probable inactive purple acid phosphatase 27. The transcript has 13 exons. The coding region runs from base 142 to 2121 and encodes 659 amino acids. NCBI's taxonomy places the organism in Eukaryota, Viridiplantae, Streptophyta, Magnoliopsida, Rosales, Cannabaceae. Gene Ontology annotation, molecular function: acid phosphatase activity; metal ion binding. The record is from RefSeq and is a predicted model, not a curated record.